This is a messenger RNA of Plutella xylostella (diamondback moth), 1154 nucleotides long. The record is from RefSeq and is a predicted model, not a curated record. NCBI's taxonomy places the organism in Eukaryota, Metazoa, Arthropoda, Insecta, Lepidoptera, Plutellidae.
AACAACGUCAAAAGUUGUCAAAACUUGGGGAGGAGGAGAAAUUUAGUUUUUCGUUUUAUUCGACGCGAAAAUAAAAGACACAAUGGUCGAAUGAAAAUAAAAUACGUGGGUUUCAGUGAACUGCUGAGAUAAAUUGUGUUGAAGAAUCUGUGAAACAAAUAUAAUCCAUAGGAGGUACCAGGAUGACAGCAUGGGAGUGGAGCUCUCUCCCGCUGCUGCCGCUGAAGUGUGUGCUGGACUUCCUCAGCAUCAGCGAUGUGCUGGCCGCCACCGCCGCCUGUCGAAACUGGCGAUAUGCGUUGGCAUUGUAUGAGGGCAAGAGAGAGACCCUGAAACUGACUGCCAAAGAUGUCCCCAAGAGCUUAUUCCUGAGUAGACUGUUCAAGGACAACGCGUCGAGACUGGAGAUCUACGUCGACUGUAGUGGGGACGAUCUUGACAACUUCUUCCAGAUUGUGCUGCCAAUAUUCUACGAGCCCAGUCGUCUUACAGAGAUAGUGUUCGUGGCUCGAGCCUUCAUGAACGAACAGAAAGCAACCACUUUGAGGCUUCAGAGGCCAAUAACGGAGAACCUGAUCCACGCUCACCGCAACACGUUGCAAUCUCUAGCGUUAUUCGGAUGCGAGAUGUCUUCACUGAAGGAUGAUAAUAUCGACGGCAAAGAGCUGAGUCCGUGUUCGGAUCAGUACUUCGAGGCGGCGCCGAGCCUGCUGCCCCCGCAGUACAGUCUGCGGCCGCUCGCCUUCUCUUCUAUACGGCACCUAACCGUAGACAUAACCACCCUAGACGGCGCGGCUCUCGACGCCAUCUCGUCACUGCGCAUGCGUCGCCUCAGCGUGUGCGUGUCGGGGCUGUGUCGUGUCGGCGCUGUGCCGUGGCGGGAGUGGCGCCCGCCGGAGAUGGACGUCACUAUUAUCAACGUAUCGACGGAUUUGUUCCCCGAAAUAAUGGAGAACAUCCUAACAGAUGACAUCCCCGUGGUGGCCUUCCGAGUCAUGUUCUGCAAAGUUCUAUACGAGCCGAUAAUAAAGCACGUGGCCAACAACUACCACUCCAUCCUACGUGAGUUUCAGUAUGUGGACGCGCCCCACUGCGGCCCGCGCCCAGCCGAGGUCGUCAUGGACCCUGAAACGGUACUGAGCUGUAGCGUAUAG